Messenger RNA from Cokeromyces recurvatus, 1015 nucleotides. RefSeq names its product histone-fold-containing protein. Gene Ontology annotation, biological process: regulation of DNA-templated transcription. The coding region runs from base 110 to 907 and encodes 265 amino acids. NCBI's taxonomy places the organism in Eukaryota, Fungi, Mucoromycota, Mucoromycetes, Mucorales, Mucoraceae. Gene Ontology annotation, molecular function: DNA-binding transcription activator activity, RNA polymerase II-specific; protein heterodimerization activity; DNA binding. The record is from RefSeq and is a predicted model, not a curated record. Gene Ontology annotation, cellular component: nucleus; CCAAT-binding factor complex. The transcript has 5 exons.
CUACAAUAAUAAUAUAAACAGAUUAUCAACUAAAUAGUUUGCUUUUUUUUUUACACUAAAAUAGGAAAUAAGAGAGAAAAAAAAAUAUUUUGUUUUUCUAUUUAUUUUAAUGACAAGCCAACAACACCUUCAAGAAGAACACCAACAGCAACAACAUGUUCAACCUCCGCUGCCUCCACAUCAUCAAGUUUAUCAACAAUUAAAUACGACAGUGUCUACAUCUACCGCACAACCCAUGUUUGAUUUAGGAAAGUUUUGGUUAGACGAAAUGCAAAAAGCGGAAGCUUAUAAUUCUGAUUUCAAAAACCACGCUUUACCAUUAGCUCGCAUUAAAAAAGUUAUGAAAACGGAUCAAGAAGUCAAGAUGAUUAGUGCAGAAGCUCCUAUUUUAUUUGCUAAAGGUUGUGAAAUAUUCAUCACUGAGCUAACUAAAAGAGCAUGGGUUCAUGCUGAAGAGAAUAAAAGACGUACGUUACAAAGAUCAGAUAUCGCAACCGCCAUUGCAAAAACGGAUAUGUGUGAUUUUUUAAUUGAUAUUGUGCCAAGGGAAGAAGCACAAAAAACAAGCCAUGCUAUUUAUGAUCAAACUACAGCUUAUGCAGCAGGUGCUGGUAAUCCCAGUGCUACUGCUACUGCUGCUGCUGCUGCCACUUCCUAUUAUCAAUCUCAGUAUACGAAUCCUGUCGUACCACAAUCUCAUCCUGCUGGACAAAUGAAUCCUCAAACUUAUUACUCUGCAUUACCUCAUCAAUUUACUAACGAUCAAGUUCAACAAUAUCAAAUGCAUCUGCAACAAUUUGCUCAACAACAGCCUUCUCAACAAGCUACCACAACUCAACAACCUUCGCCACAAAUGCAUAUUAAAUAUGAAACAGAUCAAACAAAAUCUGGUUCGAAUCAACCUUAGUUUCACUUUAAUAUUUGCUUUUAACAUAAAACAUAUAGAAAACAGAAUAAUAUAUUACUCGUAAUAAUUGAUAAUAAAAAUGGAAUGAAUUCCAAUUAUAAAAUUCGC